AUGUGCACGGCCCGCCCCGCCCUCCCUGGCGCGCCCGGCCCCGCUGCACGGGGACAGGAGCCGCGCGCGCCUCGCCGGGGCGCCCUCACAGCCCGCUGCGACCGCUCCGGGGAGCGGCGGAGGCCCCGAGCGGCCGAGGAGAGCGGAGGCGGCCGGCCCGCAGCGCCCCGGGGCCCGCGCCCUCCCGAGGGGGCGCAGCAGGAGCGGCGGGAGGCGGCGGAGGGAGGCCCCGGCGCCACGAUGCCGCGGCCCUGGGCCCUGGCGCUCCCGCUGCUGCUUCCCUGGGUGGCAGGUGGAUCGGGGGACGCGGCCAGUACUAACGGGUGGCUCUUGACCCACAGUGCAAAGGAUCGUGGGCUGUCGACGUCCACACCGCAGCCCGGGCUCUGUCGCUACGGAACUAAGCUGGCCUGCUGCUAUGGCUGGAGAAGGAACAGCAGGGGAGGCUGUGAAGCUUUGUGUGAACCCAGAUGCAAGUUCGGGGAGUGCGUGGGACCAAACAAAUGUAGAUGCUUCCCGGGGUACACCGGAAAGACGUGCAGUCAAGACGUGAAUGAGUGUGGACUAAAACCCCGGCCGUGCCAACACAGAUGUGUGAACACACACGGGAGCUACAAGUGCUUUUGCCUGAGCAGCCACGUGCUCAUGCCGGAUGCCACGUGUGCGAACUCCAGGACGUGUGCCAUGACAAGCUGCCAGUACAGCUGCGAAGACACAGAGGAAGGGCCUCGCUGUCUGUGUCCGUCCUCGGGGCUCCGCCUGGCGCCGAAUGGAAGAGUUUGUACAGAUAUCGACGAAUGUGCCUCUGGGAAAGCUGUCUGCCCUUACAAUCGAAGAUGCGUGAACACAUUUGGAAGCUACUACUGCAAAUGUCACGUUGGUUUUGAACUGAAAUAUGUCCGUGGCCGCUAUGACUGUGUAGAUGAUGGCCAGGUGUCUGGGAGUGGAGCCGGGAGCCCUGCCCAGCGCGUGUUCCGCCACUCAGGCUUCCAGGCCCGGCUCUCCGAGGGAUUCCUGCACGGGGCUGGAGUGAUCCCUGAAAAUUCUGUGAAGGAAGUCCUCACAGCCCCUGGUACCAUCAAAGACAGAAUCAAGAAGUUGCUGGCUCACAAAAACAGCAUGAAAAAGAAGAUAAAAAUGAAAAAUGUCAUCACAGAACCUUCUGGAGCUCCUGCCCCUGAGGUCAACCUGCAGCCCCUCAACUCUGAAGAGAGUGUUUCCAGAGGUAGGAACUCUGAUGGAGGAAAAAACCGAAAUGAAGAGAGAAAGAAAGAGGGGCUCGAGGAAAAGAAGAGAAAGGAGAAAACCCUGAAGAACCACGUGGAGCGGGAGCAAAGCCUUCGAGGAGAUGUGUUUUCCCCGAAGGUGAACGCAGCGGGUGAAUUGGGUCUGGUUCUGGUCCAGAGAAAAGCUGUCACAUCCAGGCUGGAACACAAAGAUUUAAAUAUCUCAGUUGACUGCAGCUUUGAGCACGGGGUCUGUGACUGGAAACAGGAUAUAGAAGAUGACUUUGACUGGAAUCCUGCUGAUCGACAUAAUGCCGUUGGCUACUAUAUGGCAGUUCCGGCCCUGGCAGGCCGUAAGAAGGACAUCGGCCGCCUGAAACUCCUGCUCCCGGACCUGCAGCCCCAGAGCAACUUCUGUUUGCUCUUUGAUUACCGGCUGGCCGGAGACAAAGUCGGGAAACUUCGAGUGUUUGUGAAAAGCAGUAACAACGCCCUGGCAUGGGAGGAGACCAGCAGCAAGGACGAAAGGUGGAAGACGGGGAAAAUUCAGUUGGAGCAAGGGAUCAGCACUACCAAAAGUAUCAUUUUUGAAGCAGAACGUGGCAGGGGAAAAGCCGGAGAAAUUGCAGUGGACGGCGUCUUUCUGGUUUCAGGCUUAUGUCCAGAUCGCCUUUUAUCUGUGAAUGGUUGA
Molecule: messenger RNA, 1917 nt
Organism: Puma concolor (puma)
Lineage: Eukaryota; Metazoa; Chordata; Mammalia; Carnivora; Felidae
Source: RefSeq, a predicted model, not a curated record